This is a messenger RNA of Rosa rugosa (rugosa rose), 2897 nucleotides long. Its product is annotated as sulfite exporter TauE/SafE family protein 3-like. The record is from RefSeq and is a predicted model, not a curated record. Gene Ontology annotation, biological process: protein ubiquitination. NCBI's taxonomy places the organism in Eukaryota, Viridiplantae, Streptophyta, Magnoliopsida, Rosales, Rosaceae. Gene Ontology annotation, cellular component: Cul4A-RING E3 ubiquitin ligase complex; membrane. The transcript has 12 exons. The coding region runs from base 439 to 1917 and encodes 492 amino acids.
AUGCAAUUAGCAUUCCUCAAUAAUAUUGCAAUCUGAACAUGAAUUUUUGUGUUCUUGACUGUGUUUGAGGGAGACUUAUGUGUCCGGGCCGGGAUGGGCUACCACUCUAUUUCAACUUUAGACAAAGAGGAAAAGUACCACUCCUUUUCUACUAUUUACCAAGGGAAUGCUAAAUCACUCUUUUAUUAUGAUGGUGACAAUUAGCAAAAGUAUAUUCCAACUGAAUACAUUCCCAAGGAAGCUGAAACAUGCAUGAGUAUCGAUUCAUUUUAGCCUAGAUAUUAUUCCACUAACACUACUUUUAAAUUCGGCAGAACCUUAAAUAGUAAGAAUGAAGAACUUGGUUUUGUCUUCAACCCUAAGUUUUUGAUAGACCUAUGUUAUUCUUCGAGUUUCGGGGUUGAGGAGGAAUCGGUGGAAGUAAAUCUUAGGUAUCAGAUGGCAUGGUGCAGAUCAUCAAAUUGGUGGAGGCUAAGGUUGAUAGCAAAGGUAGGGAUUUGUUUUCUUGUUUUAGUGGCAUCUGUUUCAGCAACUGAAAGUUUGGAGCAACAAGCUUCUUCUAGUCAGAAUCAUGGGAAAGAAGUUGAAUCUAAUUACUUAGUCAGCGUGUCAAAAUCGCAUACGGGUGGAGUCCUUGGCUAUAAGCAUGUCUGGCCUGAAAUAAGAUUUGGCUGGAAAAUUGUGGUUGGUACAAUAAUUGGAUUCCUUGGAGCAGCAUUUGGAAGUGUGGGAGGUGUUGGAGGGGGUGGCAUUUUUGUUCCAAUGCUCACUCUCAUGAUUGGCUUUGAUCAGAAAUCAGCAACUGCAAUAUCGAAAUGCAUGAUCACUGGCGGAGCAGCUGCCACUGUGUUGUACAAUCUAAGGCUGAGGCAUCCAACACUUGAGUUGCCAAUUAUUGACUAUGAUCUUGCAGUUCUAUUCCAACCAAUGUUAGUUUUGGGAAUCAGUAUUGGAGUUUCCCUGAAUGUUGUUCUUUCUGAUUGGAUGAUCACCAUCUUACUAAUUAUUAUUCUCUUAGGUACAUCAACUAGAUCCUUCUUCAAAGGUGUUGAGACAUGGAAGAAAGAAACUAAAACCAAAAAGAAUUUACUGGACGCUUCCAAAAGCUUGGAAUCAAAAGGUGAGGUCGAUUCUUCACUUUCUGGUGUUAGCAUCAGAGACGUUGAAGACAAAAAUACUGCUAGUGGUACAACCAAUGAGCCAACAGAAACCAAGCAAGCUAAGAGAAGAGAGGUUUCUAUUCUUGAAAAUGUUGGCUGGAGGCAACUUGGAAUUAUUGCUACUGUGUGGGUCAUAAUUCUUGGAUUGCAGAUUGCUAAGAAUUAUGUGGCAAAAUGCUCGGUGGCAUACUGGUCACUAGAUCUCUUACAGAUUCCUGUGACUCUUGCAGUAACUUCAUAUGAGGUAAUUAAACUGUCCCAAGGGAAGAGAAUACUUGCAUCAAAGGGAUCAGAAACAGGUGCAAACUGGAGAGUUUACAGGCUUGUUUCUUAUUGUGUCUGUGGCAUAGCAGCUGGGCUAGUUGGUGGACUGCUUGGUCUUGGUGGAGGCUUUAUUAUGGGUCCAAUGUUUUUGGAAAUGGGGAUCCCUCCUCAGGUGUCAAGUGCCACAGCCACAUUUAUCAUGACAUUCUCUUCAUCCAUGUCUGUGGUGGAAUACUACCUCCUAAAACGAUUUCCUAUUCCUUAUGCUCUCUAUUUUGCUGGUGUGGCUACUGUCUCUGCCAUCAUAGGGCAACAUGUAGUAGGAAAAGUAAUCAAAGUAUUAGGAAGAGCAUCUCUGAUCAUCUUCAUUCUAUCUUUGACAAUAUUUGUGAGUGCACUCACAUUAGGAGGGGUAGGCAUAGCGCACAUGGUUAAAAAGAUAGAGCACAAGCAGUCCUUGGGGUUUGAGAAAAUGUGCACUCAUAUAUCCUAAUCUUCUAACUCUUCGCUUAAUGACUUCCUUCACACCCCAAACAUCAAAAAUUCUUCCUACACUUGGAAUCAUAUACAAGUUGUGAUUUUAGGUGUGUGAAGAAUAUAAUGCAUGCUCUCAAAAAUCUAAAUUCAAGUUCUAGGAUUUGACUUUGUAGUAGUGUUCUGUUGGUACUUUGCUCAGAACACCACCGCUACUUUUGCAUGUAUUGUUGAUUUCUUCUGAAAUUUAGUGAACACUUUUUUUUAUAUAAAUGCACAACUUCACUGAGUCACUGCCAGUAUAUUACAUACACCAGAGCAAAAGCUCCUGAAGUGAACACUUGGUGUCUUGGUAUUUCAGAUGCUUAAGCUUUUAGUGAUAUAUGAAACAAUACUAUUCCUCUGUGCUGUAAAUAGUGGAGAUGGUUAUCCAAAAGAAAAUGGUGAAGAUGAAAUAUCUGAAGACUUAAUCCCAUAAUCCCAAUCCUAAGAAGUAAUAAUUAUUAUGGAAAGUUCAGGAUGAAGACUUUUAGCUGUUACAUUGUGCGUAUGACCUUCUAGAGUCUGCACACAACUUUUAGUUUCAUAGUCCCAUACCUGCUUGUCAUCAAAUUUAUAAAAGAAUAAUCAAAAGUUAGUAUGCCUGCAGAUACAGAAGCACAGUCGAAUGAUGAUCUGCAAUGAACAAAUACUAAUUAGGUUACAACACCACGUUAAGACAUACUCAUACUUAAAAGUUUACCAUUUUUUAGUGAAUAGCACAAGGUUUGAUGAUGAGGAAUGUAUGCAAUUGCUUGGAGUGCUUCUGCAGAUACGAGGCAUAACCUCUUUUAUACCCAUGGGGAAUGGGAAGAGUCAAUUACUUGAGGAUAAUCUUCAUGUCUACAUAUCUCAAUGAUUCUGAAGAGUCGAGACUCUUCCCAAUGCUGUCCAUUCAUUUGAUUCACUAUAAUUCACUGUGAAGAUCGGUCGUACUUAUAUAUCAUUUGUUUGAUUGUC